AUGUUAAUUCCGCCACGAACAGCUAUUUUUCUAUUAAUCAAACGCUCUUCUAGUACAUAUUAUAAAAAAUUCAUCAAAGUUUAUCGUUAUAGUGUAGUUAAUCCUUACAAAAAUCUGUUCAAUAUGGAAACAAAUAAAACAACAUCAAAUUAUUGUUAUGUAUUCAAUAAAGAUGAUGAUAAAAUUCUUAUUCAAAUAAAUUAUGAAUUUUUUAAUGAAAAGAAAAAUGUUGUACGACAAUUUACCUUACUACGUGAUAUGAAUGAAUCUGUUUCACAUACAAUCAAACGUUUAACAAAUAAUAUCGAUAAAGCAACGUCAAAACGAUCAAAAUCUAAAAAAAAGUCAAAAGAAACUGCAGAAGAAGAAACAUCGUCUACUGUUAAUAUUCGACUAUUAGAUAAAAAUGAAUCGCUUAUUGAUGGAAAUCUUUUAAAUAAAGACGUAUGGACAAAAUGUAAAAAAUUAUUAAUUAAUGAUCAAUGUUAUCUUAUUGAAAUUAAUGCACCAGCAAUUCACAAAUUUGAAGCAAGAUAUAAUUGA
Molecule: messenger RNA, 543 nt
Organism: Didymodactylos carnosus
Lineage: Eukaryota; Metazoa; Rotifera; Eurotatoria; Philodinida; Philodinidae
Source: the annotation of a GenBank genome assembly